GCUGCAUUCAUUAAUCCUCUCUCCAUCUUUCUUAUAUUUAUAUAUCAUUUAGUUUUUUUAAAUAUUGCAAUAUCUCAGACUCAGAUGAACUGUCAAGAAAUAAAGAAAGUUUCUGUCUGAAAUUUCUAUUCCUUCCACUCAAAUUUUUAAGGGGAGAGAGAGAGAUAACAGUACAAGAAUCGUAUUUAAUACACGUACAUGGGCCUGUCAGGGAACUGGAUUUCCAUUCCCUUCCCUCUCGUUUUUCUUCUUCUCUGAAUUUUUCCUUAAUUUCAGUUAAAUCCUCUCUCUCGCACGAACACACACAGAAACACGCACUAAAAUGAGAGAUUUUGCUUCUUGUUUCAGUGAAUAUGCAGUACAGGUCUCUGAUACCUCGUGUUCCAGUUAUUCAAGCAGCAAUUCCUGCAUUUCUCCAGGCCUGAUCCCCUCAACUCAAAACGCUGUUUCCUGCUUGUACAGAACAAUCCUCUCCUCCCAGAAGCAGAUUCUAAUCACGCUCACAUGGUGCAAGAACAGUCUCUCUCAGGGCCUCAACAUAACCUUCGACGAAGAUCCAUCCACCGCCUUCAAACUCAACACCAAUUCCAGGUUAUUCAGAAAGCUCAAAGGCAGCAAAUCGAUCGAGUUCCGCAACUUCAACAUCGAAAUCUUCUGGGACCUCUCCGGGGCCCGGUACGAAUCCGGGCCUGAGCCCUCCGACGGCUACUACGUCUUCAUCACUGUAGAUUCAGAACUCGGCCCGAUUCUUGGGGACCUGGCCCAGGAAGCCUCCCUGAAGAAGCUGAAAUCCGGGGCCCGAACGGCUAAAUUCUCGCUGAUUUCUCGCCAAGAACACUUCUCCGGCAACGCCCUUUAUUCAACCAGGGCUCAGUUCUCCGACAACGGCGGGGCUCACGACAUUCUGAUUCGCUGCGCUGGAGACAACGAAGGGGUGAAGUAUCCGGUGCUGUCGGUUUGCAUAGACAAGAAGACGGUGAUUCGUGUGAAGCGGCUGCAGUGGAACUUCAGGGGGAAUCAGACGAUUUUCCUGGACGGUUUGCUCGUUGAUCUAAUGUGGGACGUCCAUGAUUGGUUCUACAAUCCGGGCCCUGGAUACGCGGUGUUCAUGUUCAGGACAAGAAGUGGGAUGGACAGCAGGUUGUGGCUGGAAGAGAAGCUGGUCCAGAAAGAUCAAGAUAAACUUGAGUUCUCACUAAUGAUCUACGCCUGUAAGAACAUAUGAAUUAGAAAUUUUUAUUUUUUUCCCUUCUAAAUUAUUACUUCUGAUUUUUUUCAAUCUUUUUUGAAAAUAUUUUUUGGCUGUUUCAUUACUCAUGAAAAAGGAUUAGACUGAAAAACUGACAAGAUGUAAAAUUCCUUCUUUUUGUUUUUUUUUUUCUGUUCUUGAAGUUUGAUAAUUAAACUGUUGAUUUGGAGAAUGUGUUCAUCAGUUCCUGUGUUUGAAGGUUGAAAUUCCAUGAAAACAGUGAUUCAAUCUUCACUAAUUUUCCUAAUAAUUGAUUCUUGCGAUUUA
Sesamum indicum (sesame) is the source of this 1516-nucleotide messenger RNA. RefSeq names its product DUF868 family protein (DUF868). The record is from RefSeq and is a predicted model, not a curated record. NCBI's taxonomy places the organism in Eukaryota, Viridiplantae, Streptophyta, Magnoliopsida, Lamiales, Pedaliaceae.